Xiphias gladius (swordfish) is the source of this 1854-nucleotide messenger RNA. It is a transcript of the gene akr1b1.2, whose product is annotated as aldo-keto reductase family 1, member B1 (aldose reductase), tandem duplicate 2. Bases 141 to 1091 code for a protein of 316 amino acids. Gene Ontology annotation, cellular component: cytosol. NCBI's taxonomy places the organism in Eukaryota, Metazoa, Chordata, Actinopteri, Istiophoriformes, Xiphiidae. The record is from RefSeq and is a predicted model, not a curated record. The transcript has 10 exons. Gene Ontology annotation, molecular function: aldose reductase (NADPH) activity.
UUAACCUAAAUGUCAAAGGAAUUACAAGGCACCAUUAAUCGAUCGACGAUGCCGCAGCUCUGCUAAAAUCUGUGCUCUACCCUUGCUGUUUCUCCUCGACCGACAGGACCGCACGCGGGCUCUCUACGUCUUUCGGCGAAAUGGCAACAACGGUGAAACUGAACACCGGUGCACAAAUGCCCAUUGUCGGACUGGGGACAUGGAAGUCUGGCCCUGGUAAGGUUACAGAGGCAGUGAAAGCAGCCAUCUCAGCAGGUUACAGGCACAUUGAUGGGGCGUAUAUCUACCACAACGAGGAAGAGGUGGGAGAGGGUGUUCAGGCCAUGAUUAAGGACGGUGUGGUUAAGAGAGAGGAUCUUUUCAUCGUUAGCAAGCUUUGGUGCACUUUCCAUGAGAAGUCCCUGGUGAGGAGAGCCUGUGAGAAGACUCUCAGUGAUCUUAAACUGGACUACCUAGACCUCUAUCUAGUGCACUGGCCCAUGGGUUUUCCGUCUGGCGGUGAGGAUUUUCCUGUCGACAGCACAGGAGAGAUAAUCAGUGAUGAUACUCACUUCCUUGAGACAUGGGAGGGGAUGGAAGAACUGAUGGACGCUGGUUUGGUCAAAGCUAUCGGUGUCUCCAACUUCAACAAGGAGCAAAUUGAAGCCAUUCUCAACAAGCCAGGACUCAAAUACAAGCCUGCCAACAACCAGGUGGAGUGCCACCCGUACCUGACCCAGGAGAAGCUGGUCAAUUACUGCCAUUCUCAGGGCAUCUCAGUGACAGCUUACAGCCCCCUGGGCUCCCCUGAUAGACCCUGGGCUAAACCAGAAGACCCAUCACUUCUGGAGGAUCCCAACAUUAAGGCCAUUGCGGAAAAGCACAAGAAGACAUCCGCUCAGGUCCUGAUCCGCUUCCAAAUUCAGAGGAACGUGAUCGUGAUCCCCAAGUCCAUCACGCCUAAGCGCAUUCAGGAGAAUUUCCAAGUGUUUGACUUUGAACUAAGUGAGGAGGAAAUGAAAACUGUGUUGGGAUUCAACAAGAACUGGAGAGCCUGUCCCAUGCAGUGGAGCACGAAGCACAAGGACUAUCCAUUCAAUGCUGAAUUCUGAGAAGAAACAGGGAUUUCCCAAAGGUUUACAGUGGGGGGUGGCGUUUGCUUCUCUACCUUCUAGAAUGAUUGCUUUCCUAAUCUUUAGAGCAGUUUACUGUUACUGGUCUUGUGUCCAUACAGUUUUACACACACUCCAAAGUCGUAUUAACACUCAAGAUGCUCAGUUGCUCCCAUUAUGGGUGUGAGUUUUGCAAUAGUACAAUUGAGUAUUAGAAUCUUUUCCUUACAUGGUCAAUGAGUAGCAGUUCUGAGUUAAUUCUGAGAACAGAGGGAGAAAUUUACAAAAGCAUGGACAUUAAUAAGCGUCAGUUUCACGUGUUUGUAGUUUUACGUGUAAGAUGAAAAAAGUACCUACAGUUAAUUCUAGUAGCCAAACUUAAAUAUAAAAUCCGUAUUUAAGUCAAAAUAUAUUUUUGUAGCACAAAUGUGAUACAUCCAGCAAUGUAUCAUACUUCAAAGCACUCCUUAUUUAACUAAACCAGUUUUCCUCCUAAUUUCUGUCAUAGCAGAUUGGUUUAUUUUGAUCACUUGGGCAGAGGUAUUAGUGCUUUAGGCUAUAAAUUCCAUCACAAAAUUAUAAGCACUGUUGUCUCUGUGAAAUAUACAAAAUAUUUCCUCAACUUGGAUGACACUAUUACCUGUGAGUCAUAUGUGGCACUUUGUAAUCAUGUGUUUUAACCCUGUUACGAAAUAAUCUCUUUCACUUCCUGUACCGGCUGUUUUCAUAAAGCAUUACAAUAAAAUCCUGUGGGAGAAAAUAA